AUGGAGUUGAUUGGAUCCACUCUGACAGCAACAUACGCUCGGCCAAAAAGCAGCCACUUUCUCCCUGCCAUCUCCACUAUGGCAUCCAGCUAUCGAAACCCCCAGGCAGCCCUGGCCAUGAAUCCCAGUGCCAGUCUGUGGAGGACAAACAGCUAUUACAAGAGCAACAGCACUAUCCCAUCCCCUUCCAUACAACGAGAGAAUUUAGAUCUGGUUCGUGCCAAGACGGUGUUGUACCCAUCCAACAGGAGCGCGCUGACCACCCGCUACACUCCAGAUGACUGGUACAAGUCCAACCACAACAACUACAGGGAAUCCGAGUCUUCCCGGAAAAGCGCAGAGAGACUAAGAAGAGACACCAUCAGGCUGAUGCAGGAUAAAGAGCAACUUACCAGACGAACCCAGGAGAAUACCAGCAAGAACAUAGGAGAAAGGCUCAAUGACAUUGUCUUUUGGAAGUCUGAGCUGAGCCAUGAGAUUGACAACAUGGUGACAGAGAUAGCAGCUCUUAAUGAGGUCAAAAGGAGGCUAGAGAGAGCCUUGGCAGAGACUGAGGGGCCCCUUCAGGUGUCUCAAGAGUGUCUGUACCACAGAGAGAAGCGGAUGUCCAUUGACCUGGUACACGAUGACGUAGAGAAAGACCUCAUAAAGGAGGUAGAAGCUAUAAAGUCAUGUCAGGAAAGGAUGAGGCGACAUCUGGACAGAGCCAUUGCUCAGCUGGCGUCAAACAGAGCAGCUCAACAUGAGUUGGAAAGAGAUCUGAGUGACAAACUGACAGCUCAGAGGAUAGAUCAAAGGUGUCACCAUUUAAGGAACACAUCAGAUGGUAUUGGCUAUUACAGAGGAAUUGACAGACUAGACCCUUCAAUCUCUCUGCCUGACUCGUGGUCCAAGUUUACAGAUGACAACAUCCUGCAUUCCCAAAGCGAGCGAGCUGCCUCCCACAAGCUCAGGGAUGAGAUAGAAAUCCUGCUGAACACCACUUCCAAUGAAAUGUGGAACCAGUUCAACAAUGUCAACGUAGCCUUCACCAACCGCAUAUCAGAAACCGCUGAUGCCAAGAACAGCUUGCAAACACACCUGGCUAAGACUCUACAAGAGAUCUUUCAGACUGAGAUGCUAAUCGAGUCAAUAAAGAAGGCUCUCAGAGAUAAAGAGUCCCCAUUAAAAGUGGCCCAAACGAGGCUGGAGGAGAGGACCCGCAGACCCAACGUAGAGCUCUGCAGGGACAAUCCACACCACAGACUUGUGAGUGAGGUGAGAGAGAUCGAGGACACUAUUCGGAAACUUCAAGAGAGGCUGAUGGAGGCCGAGAACACUCUGCAGACUUUGGUGAAGACCAAAGUAUCCCUGGAACAUGACCUAUCUGUCAAGGCCAAUUCGCUUUUCCUGGACCAGGAGAAGUGCAUGAGCAUGCGCAAGAGCUUUCCUAGCAUGCCCCGUCUGGUGGGCUACACCUAAAACUAAGUCUUAAAAAGAGGACCAUUGGAAGACCAAUGGAGUUAUUGUU
Messenger RNA from Pelmatolapia mariae (spotted tilapia), 1510 nucleotides. RefSeq names its product tektin 3 (gene tekt3). Gene Ontology annotation, cellular component: sperm flagellum; nucleus; microtubule cytoskeleton. NCBI's taxonomy places the organism in Eukaryota, Metazoa, Chordata, Actinopteri, Cichliformes, Cichlidae. The record is from RefSeq and is a predicted model, not a curated record. Gene Ontology annotation, biological process: cilium movement involved in cell motility; cilium assembly. The coding region runs from base 1 to 1461 and encodes 486 amino acids. The transcript has 7 exons.